AUGAGCGUCAACCACGACGAAGUCGACCGAGUACUCCGUCUGAAGCGCCAAGAACGGGAACCCAAAGCCUGUUAUCCCUGCCGAAAGAGAAAAGUCAAGUGCGAUGGCAUUCAGCCUUGUCGGACAUGUUUAAAGCGGAAUCAUCCUCAGAUUUGUACGUUUGAUGCGUCGCGAGCGCCAAGGCGCCGAGAGGGCUCGCAGGCUGCCAAUGCCCAAUCGGCUGCUUCGGUCUCUCCUAGAAGGAUUCAGUCUGAAGUGCCGAAUCCUGGAACACCGACCUCACAAUCGACAGCUCUACGGCCUGAUUAUGCAGCCAAAGAUUAUAGCUAUUCGGGAGAUAAUUCCCUUGUCUCGAUCCUGCGUUCGCGGGCAUCAGGUUCGAAUGAUACGAUGGCUCGGGAGGUCGGAUCGGUUCUAGGAUUGCAGAAUACCUUCAGUAUUUAUCCAUUUAUGGACCAGAAGACGCCACAUGAUAGAUGGAAGUCAUUGCUCAGUGUUUUGCCGCAGAGAAAUGAAGUCUUGAAGUUCUUCCAUUACUAUCGUAUCACGGCUUACCCCUUCAACCCUAUUUUGGCUGAUAUGGAUCGCUUUGAGUCUGAUCUGUGCACGUAUCUCAAUGCUCAUGCCUCCGGGGAGCUACGGGAUCAGGGCAGGAUCACUGAAAGAUGGGCUACGGAUAAGUCUAUUGGCCAUAUUAGUCUUUUGUUGGCUACGUUGGCUGCAGGGGCUCAUUACUCGGAUAUUGACUAUCCGGAGCGGUUGGAACUUGCAACAAAUUUUGCCCGCCGCUCUUUCCAUGCUCUCCGUCUGGCAAACUUCCUUUUCCGGCCCUCUCUCGACAUCAUCCAAGCACUUGUGAUCCUUGGCAACACGAUACAAAAUAUGGGACAAUCUGACGCUGCCUGGGCACUCCUAGGGACGACCAUUCGACUUGCCCAGACAAUGGGGUUACACACUGAGCGAAGUACCAUCCACCUGCCUGAGUAUGUGCAAGCCAAGGUCAGAAAGCUGUGGUCAACCAUUGUAUGGCAAGAUAGCUUAUUGUGCUUGUGUUAUGAUCGCCCUCCAAUCGUAACACUGACUGGUUGGCCUCUUGAGAACAGUCUUUUACAAAAACAAGACCUGUCAUAUCGGGAGGUGAUGCACUUCCUCACUCGACUGGGAUUAGAUAUAAUACGACCCGAAUUCUUCGGUGCAAGUGAAGCUGAUCGGUCAUUCGAGGCCUUAGAACAGAUUGAUAACCUAUAUCAACGUGGGAAGUCACACUUGCAAGUACGGGAAAACUGCGUCACCUUCCAAGAACAUCUCGAACACCUCGCAUUGAAAAUGCAUUCUUCGUUCUGCUUGUCCGUCGUUUGUCGGCCUGCCAUGAAACAGUCUCAGUGCCAGCCUCUCCUCAUGCAGACGGAUAUUCUUCGCGCCCGUGCGAAGGGGAGCUUGAUUGAUGCAUCACGAGCGUUUUUGGACUUUCAGGCUUUGAGCGUUGUCCCUAUGAGAAGCUGGUCAAUGGUGCAUACAGUCUUGAGUUCCACACUUCUUCUCUGUAUAUGGGAGGAAACUCGAAAUGAUCCAGAAUGUCGAGACCUGCAACAAAGGGUGAUUGAUAUAUUUUCUUCGGUGGACUCACAAGCGUCAGAGGAAGGGGGGUCGGGGUCAGAGAAUGAAGGGCAGUGGCUGUCUGCGCGGCACAUUCGGGCACUUGUUACUCUACGAGGUGCUUUAGAUCGACAACAGGAUGUGAGCGUUCCGGAAAACGAGGCAUGGACAGGCGCUGGCCUCAAUCCUGCCCAAUUCCCUGCAAGUUUGCUCAAUGGCUUCUUUGACGUGGGAAACCCGCUGGAUACAUCGCCUGUCUCUUAUUUGGACUCAAUUAUGAAUGGAAAAUACCUUCCUAUGAAUGGCGUCACACCGCAUAUGAUGCCCUUUUCUUUGGUCAGGAACCAGAAUUGA
Penicillium antarcticum is the source of this 1950-nucleotide messenger RNA. RefSeq names its product Zn(II)2Cys6 transcription factor. Gene Ontology annotation, molecular function: zinc ion binding; DNA binding; carboxy-lyase activity. The coding region runs from base 1 to 1950 and encodes 649 amino acids. The record is from RefSeq and is a predicted model, not a curated record. Gene Ontology annotation, biological process: regulation of DNA-templated transcription; DNA-templated transcription. NCBI's taxonomy places the organism in Eukaryota, Fungi, Ascomycota, Eurotiomycetes, Eurotiales, Aspergillaceae. The transcript has 4 exons.